AAGUGCACUUAAAUAAAAAACCGGGAAGAAGAAGGUAGGGUCACUCCGAAGCAAACGCAGUCUUUUUCUACGAGGUGAAAGCUAGAAAACAUGGAAUACGAAGAUCACGCUUACACCAACGCCACGCAGGACAGAGCCAAUCUCGUGGAGUAUACAUAUAAACCGACUAAGAAAGAAAUAGAGGAAUUGGUGAAGCUGAGGGUUUCAAAUCAAUACCUCUUCUCUGGAAAGAGAAACAGUUCUAUUUUGGCAUGGAGGACUAUCCUUAAACACAUGGGAUUACAACACAAGAUGACUCAUAGUCAAGCCUCUAAAAAAUGGGAAAACAUGAAGAAGCGGUACAAGGAGUUAAAAUUUCCUCCAGAAGGGGUGAAAGUCUCCCCUGAAACGUGGUCCUAUUUCUCACUGAUGGAAGACGCCAUGGCAGGUCGACUGGAGGGCACCGCUCCCAUCCUCAAGGUCCUCCCCAGUUACGACAAGGGGGAUUUCUUGUCUAUCUCUAAACCCAAAAAGAGGAAGGUAUUCCCUGCUGCGGCUUUUGUUGUUGACGGGCCGGAGGUUGAGAUUUCCCUAAACGGAGCCGAGACCUUUGAGGAGGCAGCGGCGCAGGAGGGAAAGCGUGAAGAGGAGUGCAUCAGCACAGAGGUAGAACUGAACGAUGUGAGGAGUGGGAUGGACUGUGAAAGAUAUGUGAUGGAAAGGGAGAAGGAGGUGAUGAAGAGGGAGCAGCUGGUGCUGCAGAGGGAGAGGGCCGUGCUGGACAGAGAGAUGGCUCUCCUGGACCGAGACCGGGCCCUGCUGGAGAGGGAGAGGGCGACGCUGGAGAGAGAGAAGGCGCUGAUGGAGAAAGAGAGGGUGAUGGUGGAGAAGGACAAAGAUGCUGUGUGCCGGGAUCGGUUGGAUCUGGAGCGGGAGAAAAUCAGACUGGAGAGACUUUUUUAUCAGAAGGAAAGGACUGAGGAGGGGAAAGAUGCAGACGUAAUGGACAGAAAAGAGCGAUUUCUUCAUUUAUUUGAAAGGCUUAUUGAACAUUUUUAAGAAACUCUUCAAAGCCAUUUAAUGCUGUUAAGUUCUAAAAUCCUCUCGUACGUGGAAAAUACCUGCACCUCUGAGAUAACAAAUUUUCUGGGCGGUUUCCACCCUCACGCAUUUUGAAAAUCCACAUGUUCCUUGUCCAUGAGCCGUCAAUGAAAACGUUGAGCCACUCCUAGUUCGGAGAGGUCUUCAAAAUGACUUUAUUCACUUGUGGUUAUUCCAUACAGAGCACACAUUAGCACGCUGUUAGCAUUAUUCUUAACCCCGCCCACAUAAUCGACGCCCCUCCCUCCCAAAUCAAACAAUAGCCUUUAAGUUGAUCCACUCUAGACAGUAUUGGCUACUGUGCACUGUUAACAUGUCUUUUUGAAGUGUAAUAUACCAAAUAUUGCAGAUCAUGUAAAAAAAAUUAUUUUUUUUUCUCUUUUGUGAAUAUAUAUAUAUUACAGUAUAGACUUUACAACCAAUGAUGGUGUUUAAAUGCGUCUUUUAUUGCAUUAGAUACUCAAUUUACCCUUUAUUGAGCUCCAGCUUCAAUAAGUUUAUGCUAGCAUACAUUGCCAAAAGUGUUAGGUUCGUCAUUAAUAUUAAUAUUAUUAUCAUUUUUCUUUACAAAACAAACAUAUUUAAACAAUAUAUUACUGGUUGUUCUUUUUUUUUUGUCAGUCAUGAAAAGAUACUAAACAGAAACAUACAUGCCAUUUGAGGAUUUUUAAUAAACUGAUUUCUACGAA
Molecule: messenger RNA, 1769 nt
Organism: Mugil cephalus (flathead mullet)
Lineage: Eukaryota; Metazoa; Chordata; Actinopteri; Mugiliformes; Mugilidae
Exons: 4
Coding region: 91-1038 (315 amino acids)
Source: RefSeq, a predicted model, not a curated record